CACAACACCAGAUGACAAGGGCUCGUGUUUGUGGUCAGAAGGCUCCGGCGCCGUAUUCAAAUGAGCGCGAGCAGCGCGCGCGUGACGUAGCAGCUCGCGCAGCUGGACAUCAAAGAGGAUAAAAGCGGCUGUCCGCGGCCCGAUAAGCUCUUUUAGUGAAAGCAGAUAGAGCGUUUGCCCGACCCUUUCAUCGGUGACCGGAUCAGGAAUGAUUUCAGCACCGCGGACAGCGGCGGACCGGACAAAACUCCCGUACUGCCACGAAUCUUUCCAUAACCUUCAGGAGCUGAGACACAGCGCAUCUCUGGCCAAUAAGGUCUUCAUUCAGAGAGACUACACGGAUGGCACCGUCUGCAAGUUCCAGACCAAGUUCCCCUCCGAGUUAGACAGCAGGAUCGAGCGGACGCUGUUUGAGGACACGGUGAAGACGCUGAAUAAUUACUAUGCAGAGGCGGAGAAGAUCGGAGGCCAGUCGUACCUCGAGGGAUGUCUGGCCUGCCUCACGGUUUACCUCAUCUUCCUGUGCAUCGAGACACGCUACGAGAAGGUGCUGAAGAAGAUCUCGCGGUACAUUCAGGAGCAGAAUGAGAAGGUUUACGCUCCUCGAGGUCUCCUCAUCACUGACCCCAUAGAGAGAGGCAUGAGGGUCAUUGAGAUCAGCGUGUACGAGGACCGCGGCUCCAGCGGCUCAAGCUCAGGAAGCAGCACGACCAGCAGCAGCGGGCGAUGAUCCACACACACACACACACACACACACACACUCGCCCGCGUGUGACGCCUUCAUACUGACGCCCGCUGACCAGACACGUCAGCACCGCCAAACACCAACACACCCGACAGGAACUGCCUCCGAGACACAUCAGCUGCUGGAUCAGCGGCCCGUCAUCACUCAGCCGUCCCCCGCUCGCUCGCCGUAGCGCACACACCAGCUUCUGUCACUGUAAUAUGCAACGCCUGUGAUGUAGCUGCCGAUCGGCACACGACAGUCUUCCAUCCUCGCCGCUCAUCGUCCCUUUUUUUUUUUUCUUUUCCGUUCGGGAACACGAGCACUUUUACUCUCGCCGUUGAACGGAAGCGCGUAUAUUUCGCACAGGCCCCCGGACACUGCCAUCGUACUCCACAGGUGAUGUUUCUUUCGUAGCGCGCUAAUCGUCCCUGCUUUGCUCUCCUGAGGACGUGACUGCCAAGAGCCAGAGCUUCCUCACACGGCCCCUCAGAGUGAGCUUCCCGUUCGCACCACAAGAGAGACUUUGGCCCCCGGUUUAUGCAAAGAUCAAGAGUAAAAGAAGCUGAGAGUGCUUUUCUGUUGUGUAGCAAAAUAAAUAAACAGUUACGGUCACACGCACGAGUUCUGCUUCUAACCGAUCCGUGUUUUAUUAAAAGAUGUUUACACACCCUAUUAACCCA
Molecule: messenger RNA, 1407 nt
Organism: Puntigrus tetrazona (Sumatra barb)
Lineage: Eukaryota; Metazoa; Chordata; Actinopteri; Cypriniformes; Cyprinidae
Gene: golga7ba
Product: golgin A7 family, member Ba
Exons: 5
Coding region: 209-730 (173 amino acids)
Biological process (GO): protein targeting to membrane; peptidyl-L-cysteine S-palmitoylation
Cellular component (GO): palmitoyltransferase complex
Source: RefSeq, a predicted model, not a curated record